Molecule: messenger RNA, 4871 nt
Organism: Stegostoma tigrinum
Lineage: Eukaryota; Metazoa; Chordata; Chondrichthyes; Orectolobiformes; Stegostomatidae
Gene: adprs
Product: ADP-ribosylserine hydrolase
Exons: 12
Coding region: 1080-2018 (312 amino acids)
Cellular component (GO): nucleus; mitochondrion
Source: RefSeq, a predicted model, not a curated record
GAGGGGGAGUUGCUGCAAGGCCCCUCCCAAGCCAACAGGAUGCAGAAAAUAGAAGGAUCAUUCUGCCCCUCUGCCUCGUUCUCUCUCUCUCUCUCUCUCUCUCUUUCGUCCCUUGCUACCUGAUGACGCAGCACAAAUCGACUGGCAGCGCACAACAGGAUGGGUGACUUUAAAAAUGGCUUCAUGAGGUCACCCUCUGAAACUUCUGCUGCAAGCCUCCAGCUGAAGACAGAAUCGAACUGGCCUGUUUCUCACAGACAGGGCAAUUGAGUGCCAUUGCCAUGUUAGAAAUAUAUCUAAUAGAAACAGUGAGGAACUACAAAGAUUGCCUUUUCUGUCAGGAUAGAGCUAGUUGACAACAAGAUAUGCUACUCAACUUUCACCAUCUGCUAUGGUGGGAUUUGAAUCGAUGUGUGCAAAACAUUCAUCUGGGUUGCUGGAUUUUUGACAAUACUGCUGUACUAGCACAUCCCUGUCAUGGAUCCUGGUCCCAAAUAAAAAUCUUUUUAGAUGCCGAGUGAUCUCUGGAACCUGUUUUAACAGAUUGUAUUAAUAUUCGGAACUUUAAUGAGACCAGUGGGUUAAAGACCAACACCUUUCUGUCACCAACAUGCAGGUAACAUCUUCAGUGCUGUCUAGCCUCCGUUGAAGCUGUUCUGUUUUGGAUUUGUAUGGUCUGGUGUAUUAUGGACACUAACAGAGGAGACACUAGCCACAUUGGUAGACAAAUCAGAAAACACAGACCUCCAAUGAAACCAUCAGCAAGGACAAUAUGCUGAAGUUACUAGACCUAUGCAUUACCAUGCACUUUGUCUUCAACAGCGAGGUAUAUGAACAAAUUAACAGGACACCCAUGUGUUCAACCAGCUUUGGUCUUACAGCAGAAGCAGUUACGCAUGACUUGAACACAGCCGUCCUCCAGAUCCAGCCUAAACUGUGGGUCAGGUUAAAAGCUGCUGCAAGAACUGACUCCAUAAAUGACUUCCAUGAUGGUGUAAAAUGCGGUGAGAUGUUAUCUAUAAGCAUUAACAGCAGACCUUUAAGAGCUGUUUUCAUCCUAUAAUCUGCCUCUUGACUCCAUGAUGAUCCAUGCAUAUCAUACUUUCAUCACUGGAAGUAGUUCUUUAGUGUAUUCAGAUGAUACAGCAAUGACGAGGUGUGUGGCACAGUCGCUGAUAUCAAAACAAGACUUUGAUGAAAUGGAUAUGGCUAAAAGGUUUGCUGAAGAAUACAAAGAACAGCCGAACCGUGGGUAUGGAAAUGGUGUCAUUCGCGUAUUUAAGAAACUUCUAAAUCCAAACUGUAAUGAUAUCUUUAAACCAGCAAGGGAACAGUUUAAAGGAAAAGGUUCAUAUGGAAAUGGAGGUGCCAUGAGGAUCGCCCCAAUUGCUCUGGCGUAUCCAGAUAUUCAGGAUGUUAAAAAGUUUGCGAAGAAAAAUGCUGAAGUGACGCAUGCUUCCUCACUGGGUUACAAUGGUGCUAUCUUGCAAGCCCUUGCUGUUCGCCAUGCUCUAGAGGGGGAGUUACAGAAGGACAAGUAUUUGGAUUACCUCAUUGAAGAAAUGCAGUUGCUUGAGAAUGAAGAAAAAUCUCUAUCUGAUGCAAGAGACUUUCAAGAGUUCCCUUACUGCAGUAGACUAAAGAAAAUGAAAGCAUUUUUAUCCCGAAGAGAUGUUUCAAAGGAAGAGGUAGUUAAUGAAUUGGGGAACGGAAUAGCUGCUUUUGAAUCUGUGCCAACUGCUAUAUAUUCCUUUUUGCGAUGCAUGGACCCUGAUCCUGAAAUUCCAGAAAAGUACAAUGGACUUGAAAGGACAAUAAUCUACAGCAUUUCACUGGGUGGAGACACUGAUACGAUUGCUACUAUGGCUGGAGCAAUUGCUGGGGCUUAUUAUGGAAAAGAGCGUAUCCCACACUCUUGGUGGAAGAGCUGUGAAGCCUAUAAAGAUACAGAUUAUUUUGGGGAGAAACUGCGUGACUUCUACAGCAGUCACCUCAUGUCCUCUCUAAAAACAGGAUAAAGUAAAUUGACUGGAAACAUGUUUCAUUGCAGAAAACGUGAAUAACAAAAUUGAAAAUAUAGUCAUGACAAAACAGGUCACUUGAAUUCAGUUAAUUCUUGAAACCUUCUCUGUUUUUGAGUUAUCAGAAUUGUUUGGCUGUUUCACAUUGUCGCUGUUUUUAAACUUUUAAAUCGUUUUAAUGCUGAACUGUAAAGAAGCUUCAGUCGUAAUUGUUUAAUGUCUCACCUGAUUCAACCACAAGCACCUAGAGUGAAGAGUAAAUUUAAUAGUACCGUCUUUUUUGUUAUUUAAACAGCAUGCCUCCGUCUUAUCAAAUUAAGGAUGUGAUGAAUAUUGGUAGCUUUCCUCUACUUAUGCCUUCAGUCAUGCAACUGUUCAACAUUUUCAAGGAUAAAUUCACAAAUGUACUAUCUUUAUUUAAAAUCUGUAUAGUCUGUAUUUCGGGUUUGUUGCGUAACAGAGAAUAUGAUGACUCCGUAGCUGAAUCUGAUUAUCUUUCCAAAAUGUUGCUAGCUGCUUGCUGGUUUCAUGUAGCUAUUCUGGAGUUAGGUGUGACCUGAACACUCCUAGCUGAGGAAAUGCAUUUUCUUCCAGAUCUCUUUGCUGAUAUGAAGUUAGACAUAAAAUUAACAUUAUGUAGCAUUGCUUUGUAUCAUCCAUGCUGUGUCACGUGGCAGCUGGAUAUAGGACACCUUGGAUGCUAAAAUGUAACUAAAGUUCCAGUGGACUGUCUGGGAGUGCAGGGCAACCUUUAGCAUAGCUGCUAACACGCUCAAACUGAGCAAAUAGCCCACAAUUCAAUUUCUGUUUAAAAUCAACGGAGAUUUUAUUUUAUCAUUCUGAUAUUUCCAUGUAGGUUGUUAGUGGAUCAUAGAAUCCCUGAAGUGUGGGAGCAGACCAUUUGGCCCAUCGACUCUCCAACACAGCAUCUGACCCUACAUUCCCAUGGCCAAUUCACCCUAACCUACACAUCUUUGGACUGUGGGAGGAAACCCACACAGAUACUGGGAGAACGUACAAACUCCACACAUACGUAUGCCCGAGAGUGGAAUCGAACCUGGGUCUCUGGUGCUGUGAACCACUGUGUCCCACAACCCAUUUUGCAGUGCUGGGAGCCUUUGUUUUCUCCAGAGCUGUGCAUUUUACAAUACCUUCAAGAUUUCUGUUUUUCUCAAAUGUAUCAAUACUGUUAUAAAUUCAGCUUCAAUACAACAACACACAAAGCAAACUACUGUAUUUGCUGGAAAUCUGAAAGGAAACAGAGUGGUACAAGUGUUCAGCAGGCUAGGCAACAACUGUGGGUAGAGUUCAGAUUUCUCAUCAAAACAUUCUUCCAAUGCUAUUUCUAGUACGUAUAUUCACUGCUUCUAGUGUGGGCAUAGGGUUGAGAUUUGGAGUUGGUGAUCCUUGUUUUAAACAUUUUGCAUUUUGAAACAAAAUCUGCUAACUGCUCCCUUCAGGUUUUUAUGAUUUUGUUGCUUGCUGACCAACAUGUUUUUUCUGAUUUUAAUUUAUCAAAGCUGUUCAUUAUCUGAAUUGGCAAGUUACUUUUUCGCUGCUUUCUCUGUUCUGUUGAAAAUGGCCCUGGGUUCCUUAGAUCGGCUCUGUAUUUAAACCAUUCAUCCCUGGCAUCAUUUUAAUAAAUGGUGCUUACACCAUAUCCAGAAUUUGCAUGUUCAAACAAGAACAUGACUUAUACUGCCUAACCUAGAUUAUUAUAGAUUUAGUAAUCCUUCUUGUAUAGUGAGCCUCUUUUUAUAAACCUUAUAAAACAUGCAUGAUUUUUAAUACCUUCCACAGUUUGCACUUUAAAAGUCAAGAAAUCACUGGCUUUGUUGUGGGCUUAAAAUUUCAGGUUAAUUCUGUCAUGCAGGUGAGUAUACAUAUGAUUUACAGCAUCUAAUAUUUUUCUCAGUUCUUAAAAUGAGUAUCGAUGUUAGUUGCAGUACCAGAACAGAACAUGAGUUUAUUGAAGGAAGAAGUACUAGAACAAAGUAAUUUGGGGAAAGAAGUAUUGUGGUUUGCUAGCAUUCAAUAUCUCUUAGAUAUACUUCAGACAAAUGAUCUUAUAAUUGUAAGUAUUAUUUUUUUGCUUUGUUUCCUGCUUCAGAGACUUAAGGACAACAUCUGGGCUAAUACUCCUUUGUUACGAGACUACGCCAACUGUUGUAGAUGGUGCCUUUCAGAAUGAGACAUUAGACUGAGGCUUCAUCUGCCUUCUCAGUUGAGCAAUAAAGAUCCCAAGGCACUAAUUAAACAAGAACAGCACAUUCUCCCCAGUGUCUUGGACAAUUAUUUAUUCUCCCAUCUGGCAACUAUAAAACAGAUUAUCUGGUGAUUACCUUAUUUUUCUGUGUGAUCUUGCCAUAUACAAAAUGGCUGCUGUGUUUCAUACAUUACAACAGUAGCUGCAUUUCAAAAGUACUCCACUGGCUGUAAAGUACUUUGAGAUGUCCCAGGGUCAUGUACAGAGGUAUAUAAAGAUUUUUCUUGAUUGUAAAUACUUAAGGCAAUUUGUUUGCCUAAAAAGGCUUGAUGGUCUGAAAUUAUUUCUGUAUAAAGUUGAGACUAGUAGGGUGAUGAGAAUAGAUGUCUGUCUAGCUUAGUGACAUUGUCUACUUUGUGUUUAAGUUCUUAAAAUGUAGGAGAGUGCAUCUCCAAUGAACAGCAACUCAAAACUGGAUUUUUAAUAAUAAAAUGCAUUUCUAAUGUAUUUGAUCAUUUGUGAUACUGAGUCUCUAGAAGACGUUCUUCAUGCUAACUUUACAUAACGUAGUCCCAUGCUAAGGAAAUGUUAUUGGUUUCACCUGGAAGUGUUUCAGAGUAAUAAAAUUUGGUUUUUUUCAUGUU